Molecule: messenger RNA, 869 nt
Organism: Gastrolobium bilobum
Lineage: Eukaryota; Viridiplantae; Streptophyta; Magnoliopsida; Fabales; Fabaceae
Product: glyoxylase I 4-like
Exons: 3
Coding region: 71-685 (204 amino acids)
Source: RefSeq, a predicted model, not a curated record
UUUUUCCCUUUGCAUUGUGAGUGUUUCUUGAGAGAAAGAGAGAGUGAUAAGUUCAGAGAAAGAAACAUAGAUGGGGCAUGUAGAAAAAGAGUCAUUGGCUUUAGCAGCAGCUUCAUCAAAAGCGAUGCCUCUACCUCUGCUUUCAUUGAAUCACGUCUCUUUUAUAUGUAAGAGUGUGAGCGAGUCUCUGAAAUUCUAUGAAAAUGUCUUGGGAUUUGUGCUCAUCAAGAGGCCUUCUUCUUUCAAAUUUGAAGGGGCUUGGUUAUUCAAUUAUGGCAUUGGCAUUCACCUACUUGAGUCAGACAAGGUUCCGGCGAAAAGAGGAGAGAUCAACCCCAAAGAAAAUCAUAUCUCCUUUCAAUGCUCAGACAUGAAGCUUAUAAUGCAGAAACUUGAUGCAAUGAAUAUUAAGUAUGUGACAGCAAUUGUAGAAGAGGGUGGAAUUCAAGUUGAUCAGCUAUUCUUCCAUGACCCAGAUGGAUAUAUGAUUGAAAUAUGCAAUUGUCAAAAUCUACCUGUGCUUCCAAUUUCCUCGUGCCCUCUAAAGCUGCCUAGUACCAACUAUGCAAAUGAUCAAGCACCAUCUUUCUAUGGAGAAGAAACCUGGAAGAUGUACUGCUCUACAGAAGAAGCUAUGCUGAUGAUGGAGAAUUUGGUGAUCGAUAUGUUGAAGAUCUCAAUAUGAGAGUUUAAUAGGAAUUGAAGUAAUUUCCUUAAUCAUUUUGUGAAAGCCUUGUUAUCCAAAGAGAUAAAAGGACAAACAGAGAAAGAAAGUGCGAUAGUCAAUUACAUAAAUCUCAUUUUGUACAAAACCCCGUUAUGACCCUUUUUAUUUCUUGUAUUUUUUGGAUAUGCUUUUGGAAACCAGA